This is a messenger RNA of Brachypodium distachyon (stiff brome), 1667 nucleotides long. RefSeq names its product reticulon-like protein B17. The coding region runs from base 66 to 1367 and encodes 433 amino acids. Lineage: Eukaryota; Viridiplantae; Streptophyta; Magnoliopsida; Poales; Poaceae. The transcript has 8 exons. The record is from RefSeq and is a predicted model, not a curated record.
AAAUCCCCGAACCCCGUUGCUAUACCCGCACCGACCAAAGAGAAGCGAAGCAAAUCUACAAACACAUGGCGACCGUGCCCAUGGACUACUCCUCGCCGGCGCCGGCUCUGGCAGCGAAGCUCCCGACGCCUCCGUACCACCACUCUUCCGCGGCGGAGGAGGUCGCGACGCCGCCAGCCAAGCCGACCGGUCAGAGGUCGCCUCUGCCGUCGCCGUUGCAGCUGUCCGGGUACUCGCUCCACGAACUGCUCCUACUGUCUCCGUCCCCGCCCUCCCGCCGCAAUCUGUCCAGGCAGCGGGGCGCGGCGGGGACGGGCGUGGAUUCGAGCCUGGAGAUGGUGGGGACGCCUCCGAGGCGGAGGCGGCGCGGGGCGGCGGAGCAGCGCGCGGCGCCCGCGGGGGCUUCGCCGAGGAACGCGAGGCGGGCGAGGCGGAGGCUGGAGAAGGAGAUCGAGCCGGAGGGAGACGCCGCCGCCAGGAAGGCGCGCAGGAGGAAAUCCACUAGGGUGGCGCCGAAGUCGGCAGCCACCGUGCCUGCGCCUGUGGCGGCGGAGGAGAACCUGAGCUUGGCUCUGGUUCCAGCUUCUACCGAUGCUACUCAUGUCACAGCAACUGACGCCGUGGAGCAGUCUCGGCGGGAAACUCUGUGGGAAAGGAUCUUUGAGUUAGUUAUGUGGAAAGAUGUGGCGAAAUCAGCACUCUGGUUCGGGCUGGGAUCCAUGUUCUUCUUCUCUUGCUCGUUUUCAAGAGACAUCACCUUCAGCCCAAUCUCUGCAUUUUGUCGCCUCGGUGUUAUGAUUUUGGGUCUAGCCUUCUUCAAAGAUUCCGUGCCACAGAGCAGACAGCCUGUGGAGAGGGGGAGGAACUUCCAGUUGACUGAAGAAGAUGUGCUUCGUGCUUCCAGAGCUGUGUUGCCUAUUGCCAACUCCAUGAUAUCUACGGCGCAAGUGAUCUUCUCUGGAGACCCAUUGAUAACUCUAAAAGUAUUACCUGUUCUUCUGUUCGGUGUUAAAUAUGGAAGUCUGGUGACAGUAUGGAGGCUUCUAGCUACAGGGUUUUUCGCUGGUUUUACACUCCCAAAGCUUUAUAUCUGCUAUUUGACUCAAAUUCAUGGGGGAGUUGAGAUCUUGAGAGAUCGGGCUCUAGAAGCAUGGAACUCUUGCCCUCGCAAGAAACUCGUUACCGCCACAGCAGUGACAAUAUGCUGGAAUUUGUUUAGUAUUAAGACACGCUUCAUGGCAGGUUUCAUUUCAUUAGUAAUACUGAGGUGCAAUCAUCAGUGCCGCAAAGCUGAGUUGAACCCAGAAGUUGAAUGUUGUCAAGAUGGUCAAGAACAGGAAAUGGAGAUAGAUCCGUCGGAAGACUGAAGUUGCAUUUGCACGUAUGCUUCUUGCCUCAGGAAAGCCUGUGACGUGCUAGAACAGAACUUUGUAUUUCUGCACAAUAAUAUUUUCCUCCACAUCUAGUGGUUCUACUUGUUCUUUCUCUUGCUAGCUACCAACUAACUGCAAUGUACCAGCAGCGGAUCUGUUGCAUAAUGCAGCAUCAGUCAGUGGCUAUUCAGGCUAUGGGUAGUGUUGCUCCUUGCUGGUAAUUGAAAGUGUCAUGUCUGAGUUUACCCGAGUUAAUUUCGCACCCUUAGAUCUAUCUGGUUAACGAUUUGACAA